CCCCCUCUAGUGCCCCAAAGUAAUUGGUCUCUACCAUUGACAAUUGGUUCCAUCAGGUCAAACAGGUGUUCACAGGUUGCAUUUAACGUUGAACCACAACCGACUGAACAAUCAUUUACUCAGUCACAUCGUAUUGAAUCCUAUCUGAAUCAUUUGUACGGACAUAAGUUAUUCCUCCAAGUGAUAACGAUUCAGUUGUUUAAAUUUUUCAUAGCCAAUACCUGGAGAACACUCCGUGUUGCCGCAUGCGUUUAUUUUAUUAGCUCUUUUGUCUGGAUAAAAAGAAUUCUUCGAUUUGGGACACGAGGGAAUUUUACGGGGACAAUUGUUAGUUGUACUUCAAACAAAACCGUUGGCGGUACUUGAAACUAUUUUUAUUGAGAAUAUGUGCUGUUGGGGCUCAGUGCAACGAGUGAAGGAAAACUGUGAGGUUCAGGGAUCUGGAUAGAAGAAAUCACCGGUUUUUUAUUUAAACAUUUCCAUUCCCCACAACUACCGAUCUCUGCGAAUAUUCCACGUGUCACGGUGAAAUAUUAUGUAACGAGGAAAUGAAAAACAUCAGUGAACACAUUUUCCUUUAGUAUGGCGAGGUACAAAGGCAAAACAGCGGAGAAUUAUUCAAAAAAUCAGAUAACAACUCGUUAAAAUCACCUCGAAGUUUUUGGCCUGUUAUUUUAUUUUUUUCUCUCUUUAUCUUCGCGAGCUCAAGGCGAAAAUGCGAAGGACAUACCACGAGACUGUCGUUAUAGUUUGUCUGAUAAUUGUUACUGUUACAGUAGGGGGCGAAAAAUGCGACGAGGGAUGGGAGAAGAUUGAGGGGGUGAAACCCGAGACAUUUAAUUCCGUGAAGACCCUCUACCUGGGGGAAAAUUCCCAGGGGAUCGUCACUAUCUGUUUCGACAGAUGUUUAAACACCACGAAUUGCACGUCAUUUUUGAUAGAUUUUGAAAGAAGUUUAUGCACCAGUGUCACAGAAUUAAGUACAGACUUGGAACCAGCGGAAAAUUUCACUCUCUACCAGAAAAUAUGCCUGAGAGUGCCUCCAGGGUGCAGAGAGGAUCGACUCUGGCAAGUGGAAAGAACCUUGGGAGCUGUUCUGAUUGAUACUAGAUAUUUAUCGCCACCUGAGGUUCUGUCAAGGAGUCAGUGCUAUCAGAGAUGCAUUGAAGAGGGUCGAAAUUGCAAAUCUGCUCAAUUCAGAACGAGUCAGCCUCUGGCUGUUGGCGAUUCAAAAGGCAUUUGCACACUUUUGAAUAUUGAGAGAAGUGUCAGACCCCAGUCCUACAGGGCCUCCAUGUACCGAGAUGAGUACUUGGAACCUCAGUGCCAUAAUUUAUCGAGUCUAGAUUUCUGCUCUUACGCAGAAAUUCAGAAUCAGACUUUGCCAUAUGCGGAUCGGAAGAUCCAGGGACUAGAUGCUAAACAGUGCGAGGCGCGGUGUAACAGAAGUGGAGAUGGAUUCAUCUGCAGAGCUUUUACGCUUGCUAAUGCAACGGGUCAUGGGGAAAAUUCCUCGACGUGUUUGCUGCACUCUCAUGAUACGAUAAGUACAGGCGUCAGUGCGCUGAUAAAGAGGGCAAAUGUAAUUUAUAAAGAACGAGAGCCCUGUUUAAACCUUAAAGUCUCAUGCACGAACGAGAGUUUAGUCAUUCAAUUGGAGACUCAAGAGCCAUUCACAGGUCGUCUCUAUGCAAGUGGUUACAGUGAAACUUGCGAUGUCCAGGGGACAGGAAAAAAUACAACGACCUUGGCCCUCAGAAUUCCCAGCGAAACGGAAUUAGACGAGGGAAAUGUCAAUUGCGGGAUCACCCCUGCAUACGCUCUCGAAGCCGAAAAUCAAACGCGAGCAGCCAUUUGGGUGACUUUGGUGGUACAAUUUAAUCCGAUAAUCCAACGACUUGGAGAUCAAUCCGUGAGGGUUGGAUGUACAUUGGACAAUGGCGAAAUUCCACUGCCCAGAAAUGUCAGCGUGGAAACCGGUUAUGGCUUCUCAAGUCCCGAUGCUGGACUGCCACCUCUAACUGCCACAGUAUUUAACACAACAUCCCCGCCAGUUCUGCUGAUGAAAAUUGUUGAUGAAAACAUGAACGACAUAUCUUUCGCGAAUUUAGGACAGCGAUUAGUUUUAAGGAUUGAAAUUUAUCCACCGGACGGGCCAUACGACAUCACUGCAAGACAUCUUGUAGCAAGCAGCGCCUCUGGGGAUCAAUCCAUUCUCCUCCUAGAUGAAAUUGGAUGUCCAGCCGAUCCUCACGUAUUUCCACCAAUGGUUAAAGAUCCAUACGACAAUAAAUCGUUGAUCUCAACAUUCACUGCUUUUAAGUUUCCACGGAGUUAUCGAGUUAGAUUCAAUGCCGUCGUCAAGUUCUGCAUUAACGAGUGCCAACCGACAAAGUGUCGGGAUUUAGUGGUGUCAUAUGGAAGACGCAGACGUUCUGUCAACGAAAUAAUUCCUUCGGAGAUCCCUGAAAUACCUCUGGAGGAACUUCCACUGGAUACUUCGAUCGUCGUGAGAGAGGCGUCUGUUGCAGCUGUUCCUCUGCGAUCUGGCAAUAGACCAGAUACAGUUUUAAUUUCCGGCGAACAAUCGUCGGAUCGUCUUCUCUGCGUUGAUCCAGCUCUGGCACUCGGUCUCUUGAUAUUUUGGCUGAUUGUUCAAAUCCUCUUGACAAUCACCUGCAUUUACGUCAUCAGGAGGUACAGGAGAUUAGCGAGAAAAGCUGAGGAGGAUCGUGCUGACGUAUUGGCACGUCAUCUUUAUGGAAUUCAUGGAGGAAAUUUUGAAAUAUCGAGGAGAGUCAGGUGGGCUGACCACAACGGCUCCAGUGUUUUCUACGGAGUAGAUCCAUAACUCGAGGAUAUUUUUCGUCGUUCGCACUGAGAAAAGAAUAUUCAAACUCAAAUCUUAUCGUUAAAUUCCAAUUGAUGGUUUUAGAAUCUAUCCACUCAGUAAAUUCGCACUCACAAUUUAAGGAAUAAUUUAUCGAAUAUUGGGAUGAUUAAAAUAAUUCAGUGGUUGUUGAAUCCUUUCUCGUGGCAUUUAUGACAGUUUCGAGGUUAAAUUUUACUCUAGGAUGUGUUCAUGCUGAUUAGCAAUUUAUUAUUUUAGUAUUCAACUCGGGCAUUCAUUUUUCCAGUUGAGCUGUUCGUUAUUAUUGACAGAUAUUAAUUAAUUAUUGAUUAGUACUGUGUGAUUCUAAUUAAUUUAUCGUAUAGUGAUAGCUGCAUUUCUCAAACUGGUGUUCAUUGUUUAUUUAAUCAUUAGUUAUGGCCAAAGAUCAGCCGUCCGGAUUAGAAUGUAAAUCAGAAUUUAGACGUCAUAAUAAAGUUCUUAAGAAAAUAA
Molecule: messenger RNA, 3343 nt
Organism: Fopius arisanus
Lineage: Eukaryota; Metazoa; Arthropoda; Insecta; Hymenoptera; Braconidae
Exons: 15
Coding region: 716-2851 (711 amino acids)
Source: RefSeq, a predicted model, not a curated record